Molecule: messenger RNA, 2174 nt
Organism: Lethenteron reissneri (Far Eastern brook lamprey)
Lineage: Eukaryota; Metazoa; Chordata; Hyperoartia; Petromyzontiformes; Petromyzontidae
Gene: CEP43
Product: centrosomal protein 43
Biological process (GO): microtubule anchoring
Cellular component (GO): centrosome
Molecular function (GO): protein binding
Source: RefSeq, a predicted model, not a curated record
AUGACCCUCGCAGGCUGCGAGGAAUCCAAUGACGUCAUCACGAACCGCGAUGACGUCACCGCGCGAUUAAUCAAUCAGCCGUUGGGGCCGAGUGCCGUUUGUUUGCUUGGUGGCGGUGGGGAGUGAGAAGCCGUAAGUCCGUCGAGGAACAAGAAGAAGAAGGAGAAACGAAGGAAGGAAGGAAGGAAGAAGGAGGAAGGAUUGAACGUUGUAAAGCUGGCGGCGUCCAUCGAGCGCGCGGGAGGAGCAGACAUGUCGGCCGAGGAGGAUACGGAGCUUCGAGACCUCCUCGUUCAGACCCUGGAGGGGAACGGGGUCCUCAACAAAAUCAAGGCAGAACUCCGGGCCGCAGUAUUUCUUGCAUUGGAAGAGCAGGAGGCUGUGCAGAAUAAAACACCCUUGGUGAAUGAGCAACUCAAGAAUUUCUUAAACUCAAAAGAUGGUCUUCUCAUAGCCAGUCUCGUCACGGAGUUUUUACAAUUUUUUAACCUGGACUUCACUUUGGCCGUAUUCACACCGGAGACAAACACGGUGAUCGGUCUGGACGAUAGAGGGGGUCUGACUCAGAAGCUGGGCAUCGUGGAAACAGACUCCACAAAGUCAGCACCGCUUUUGCUGGAGAUUUUAAAGCGCUCAAGGGCCAGAGGCAUCAGAAAAGGCUCCUUUGAGGGCGAAAGUGAUAAUGCGGACAGUGUCCACUCCAUGAGGAAACUGUCGGAGUCUCGGUCCAUCAGUCCCCCUACCCUCAGCAAGAUCCCUAUUUACAAAGGCAGCUCUAAAGCUCCCAGAGUCAAAGAAGAGAGAGCAGGGCAGCGGAAGACCCCAGACGCGAGCCUGAGUGACGACUCCAGCUCUGACGGACUCCGGAGCAAGGGCCCCGCCGUGCAGUCCGUCCCGGAGGUCAAAGUGACCUCGGCCGCUGGCAACGGCCUCCACGGAGGGCCCUCCGAGCAGCAGACCGAGCCUGUGGCGGCGAGGGCAGCGGGUGGGGCGGACAAGCUGGCAGAGGAGGACGAGGAUGGGGAGGAAUACGGAGACUCUUUCUUUGACGACCUGUCUCCCAAGCCCGACAAAGUCUACGGAAGCGACACUGAUGAUGAUGAUGCACGCGAUGAUCAUUUUGGCGAAGAAGCAAAGUGGCUGCCUGGCCUUGGUAGGUCUUCUGACUCACCUUUACUGGAAGAAGACAAGGACAAGCAGGACUCUGCAGCUGAUACCACGGCUACAUCCCAUGCUGCAGAUUCCCCAGCUGAUGACAAGAAAGACGAAAGCAAGAGUACCACCAAGGUGGAGACAAAAAACGGGAAUUGCAAAGUUGGAAAGCUCGAUCUGGGAAAAGACGAAGAUUACGAGGAUGAUUUUCAGAGGUCAUGUGAGCACAGGUCGGACCACACGAAGACGGAGGAGAGCAUUGCCGAGGAGAUAGACGACCUGUCAAUCGAAGCAGAACCUUCCGACGCAAGUGCCAAGGUGGAGGAUGUGACCUUGGACAACACAUUCUGCUCACAAAACAGUGACAAGGCCGAUUAUAUGGAGGAAGCAGAGCUGAGCUCCACAAGGGAAGGCUGAUUAUUGCUCUGGGGUGGAGGGGGUGGUUUUUAUAAGCACUACACAUAUAUUUUUAAAUCGAUUACAUGGAAGUCAGCUUUUGCCUUGAGUUAAAAAAGUACCAAUCCAGCCAGACUUUGAAAUAGCACCAUGUUAAGUGUCGCCCAUAAAGCUCAUGCUUAGAUGGAUUCCCUUGGUGUGGUGCGAGCUUAGAUUGGCUUGGUUUUUUACAUCAUCAAUGCGAGCGAUCUAUCUUGUGAUGUUUUAUUAGCUAUUUCUGUGGUCCUAAAAUUCCUUCCCCUGGCAGUCGUCACCAAAGACACACACGUGAAAACCACUGCAUUAAAAAGUAACCCUUUAAAAGUAGGAGAUAUUUUUUCUAAUUUUUACUGAAUCCCAUGACUCGUGCACACAAGCCUGCUCUUGAAAGUCAUUAAUACAGGGGCAGGACCAUGCAACAUUUGAAUUAGCAAGCUAUAGGUAUGUAGAUACUGGAAUGUUUUAUGUAAAUCCUCGUCCUUUUCUCCUUCACCCUGGCGGUCAUUGUUGUACACGUUCUGGUUGGUCUAGCAGUUGCACAGUCUUGUAUGAUGGUGGUAUCUGGCUUUGUUUGAAAAAUCACUAAU